UACUCUUGGAUUUAUCUAACCCCUUCACGCGCCUCGGUGAGACCGGGGAAGGAAAUCAGAUCUAUUGAGUGGGACCUACCAGUCUUAGUGGGUUCAAAUUCAAAAGUCCAAAAAUCGCUCAGGUGGAAAAAGUGUCCGUUUGGAUCAUAAUCUAAUCUGGUAAAGAAAACGUAAUUUUGUAAUUUUACAUUAGCCAUGGCUGAACCGGAAGGAGAUGAGUGGGAGAUCUGGAACGAUGAUGGUUUCGUCUGCAAGAGGAGAAGAAGCAAGAUAAAUAUACCAGCUGAUCAUAUCGCAACUGAGGAUCAGCUUAAGAAGAACAAAAAAAAAAGGAAGAUGAUGAUAUUGAUGAAGCUGAGAGACGAGUACAAGAGAGAGAUUCAAGAAUGGGAAAAAUUAUCAAAUAUUCUAUCAACAAUAAAUCAAGAGAAAACCCAAAUCCAAAAGUCAUCAUCUGUAAUGGAUUCUGAUUUGCCAAAAUCGCAGAAAUUCUCGGACGAUUUCGUUUGCCAGAACUUGUUUAUAGAUGAACUCCUAUUGCAGGCUGAAGCACAGGAAGCCAUAAUUCUAAAUUUAUCAAACCUCUGCGACGCGGCCGAAGCUAUGAUUAGCUCGGAUAAGGAUCAAUUUAAGCAACGUAUGGUGAACAUCCCACUAUUGGGGAGUCCACGAAGCAUUUUGGUUUCUCUAUCUGAUUAGAUUUUGUUGCGAACAAUGUUCUGCGGAUUAUACACCUCUAUGUAUUUUCUCUCUUCUCAUGUAUGUAUAAAGGUCGCAACAUUUUCAAGGAAUCCAUUUACCUUUAUGCCA
Molecule: messenger RNA, 810 nt
Organism: Papaver somniferum (opium poppy)
Lineage: Eukaryota; Viridiplantae; Streptophyta; Magnoliopsida; Ranunculales; Papaveraceae
Exons: 2
Coding region: 196-699 (167 amino acids)
Source: RefSeq, a predicted model, not a curated record